UUUGAUAUUAGGCUUUAGCUUGGUCUUGAUUAGAGAAUUAUUGGGCUCAACCCGAAUCGACCUUGCCCGAGUCCACCCGAACACCUACUUUGAGCAACACCAUGGUCUCUGUUUCACGAUAGUUUGUGCUUCGCAGUCGCAAAACCCCGAUAUGGGUUUUCUACACAGAGCUUCGAAAACCCUGAAAUCAUCCAAAACGUUGUCUCUGUUACAAUCCUACCCUGUAUUUAGACGCGACCCACUUAGUUACGGUUUAAGAGACCGACGUUUUGGGUUAACAAGCUCAUUUUGCUCCCACCCCCGUCAAAAUGACAAACAAAAUGUUAUAGAUUUGAGCCAGUACCCGCCGGAGAGGAUCCGAAACUUUUCGAUAAUCGCGCACGUUGAUCAUGGCAAGUCCACCCUCGCAGACAGGCUCUUGGAGCUUACUGGGACCAUCAAAAGGGGACAUGGCCAGCCACAGUACCUUGAUAAGUUGCAGGUAGAGAGAGAAAGGGGGAUAACUGUUAAAGCUCAGACAGCAACCAUGUUCCACAAGUACAAGAAUCAUGGUGCCAACAAUAAUGAUGAACAUUACCCAGAAACUUUUCUAUUAAAUCUAGUUGAUACACCUGGUCACGUCGAUUUCAGCUAUGAAGUAUCAAGAUCGCUGGCUGCUUGCCAGGGGGUGCUUUUGGUUGUUGAUGCUGCCCAAGGUGUCCAGGCACAAACAGUGGCCAACUUUUAUCUUGCUUUUGAAUCUAACCUCUCGAUAAUACCUGUCAUAAACAAGAUUGACCAGCCAACUGCUGAUCCUGAUCGUGUCAAAGUGCAACUAAAAUCAAUGUUUGAUCUUGAUCCCAGUGAUUGUCUAUUGACAUCUGCAAAAACAGGGCAGGGUCUUGAGCAAGUCCUACCUGCAGUCAUUGACCGCAUACCGCGUCCUCCUGGGGAAACCAAUUCACCUUUGCGUAUGCUUUUGUUGGAUUCUUACUAUGAUGAGUACAAAGGAGUAAUCUGCCAUGUUGCAGUUGUUGAUGGUGUGCUAUGCAAAGGGGAUAAAAUUGCAUCUGCAGCAACUGGGCAAUCUUAUGAAGUUUUGGAUGUUGGGAUCAUGCAUCCUGAACUCACUCCAACUGGCGUUCUUCUUACUGGACAAGUGGGAUAUGUUGUGAGUGGCAUGCGGUCAACUAAAGAAGCACGUGUUGGGGACACUCUACAUCAUAACCGAAGUGUUGUAGAGCCUCUUUCAGGUUUCAAGCCUGCAAAACAUAUGGUUUUCUCUGGGCUGUAUCCAGCUGAUGGAUCUGAUUUUGAUGCACUCAACAGUGCAAUCGAGAGAUUGACAUGCAAUGAUGCUAGCGUGUCUGUUGCUAAAGAAAGUAGCUCGGCACUUGGUCUGGGUUUUAGGUGUGGUUUCUUAGGCUUACUUCACAUGGAUGUUUUUCAUCAACGGCUUGAACAGGAGUAUGGAGCUCACAUUAUCUCUACCGUUCCAACUGUUCCAUAUAUUUUCGAGUAUUCUGAUGGAAGCAAAAUAGAAAUCCAGAAUCCUGCUGCUCUGCCCUCAAAUUCUAAAAAACAAGUAACUGCUAGUUGGGAACCUACAGUAAUUGCCACAAUUAUUAUUCCUAGUGAGUAUGUCGGGCCUGUUAUUACCCUUUGUUCAGAACGUAGAGGGGAGCAGAUGGAAUAUUCAUUUAUUGACAGUCAAAGAGUCUUUCUGAAGUAUCGUUUGCCCUUGAGGGAAAUUGUGGUCGACUUCUACAAUGAACUAAAGAGUAUAACAUCAGGAUAUGCAUCAUUUGAUUAUGAGGAUUCAGAGUAUCAGCAAUCUGAUAUGGUAAAACUUGAUAUUCUUUUGAAUGGACAACCAGUUGAUGCAAUGACAACUAUUGUUCACAAGUUGAAGGCACAACGUAUUGGGCGCGAAUUGGUGGAGAAGCUCAAGAAAUUCAUAGACAGGCAAAUGUUUGAGAUAAUUAUACAAGCUGCAAUUGGAUCAAAGGUCGUUGCAAGGGAAACGAUUUCUGCAAUGAGAAAGAAUGUUCUUGCAAAGUGUUAUGGUGGGGAUGUUACUCGCAAAAGGAAGUUACUGGAUAAACAGAAGGAAGGCAAGAAGCGGAUGAAGCGCAUUGGUUCUGUUGAUAUUCCUCAAGAGGCAUUUCAUGAACUAUUGAAGGUGUCAUAGUCGAAGAUGUUCCAAAUAAUUGGGCAUGUCUGCUGAAUACUGGAUUUUCGGACUCAUUUUUAGUCGUCGCGAGUAAGUUGCCGGGAGGGUGCCAUUCCAGAAAAACAGAAGCAGCAAAUGAAGUGCAUCGACCUCUCGUCAGGUCUCAGGAGGGCCUCCUGAUGGUGAACAUUGCAAGGUUUGAUGUGGGUGAGUAACAUGAUAGCCACCGUAUGUGUGAUAAUCAGUGACAAAUUUUCUUCCAGAAUAAUCCAUGUUGACAUUUCAGAUAUUAGGAUACUGGAGAGUGGAGACAUCCAAAGAUAUUAGUAAACUCGGCUUCAUUUGAUUCGCAUUCAUA
Molecule: messenger RNA, 2510 nt
Organism: Tripterygium wilfordii
Lineage: Eukaryota; Viridiplantae; Streptophyta; Magnoliopsida; Celastrales; Celastraceae
Product: translation factor GUF1 homolog, mitochondrial
Exons: 12
Coding region: 152-2170 (672 amino acids)
Biological process (GO): positive regulation of translation
Cellular component (GO): mitochondrion
Molecular function (GO): mitochondrial ribosome binding; GTPase activity; GTP binding
Source: RefSeq, a predicted model, not a curated record